GUCAAGCUGCAUCCGUUUCACAUUAACAUAUCAUCAUGUGCUAUAAUAUGAAUGACUUCCGUCUUUGAUAUCGGAUUCUCUCAUCUCCAUGACAUAGCCGUACGCUCGCUCCUCGAUAGCGCAGCGAAAACUGUUGGAACUUUGUUGAACGCUAAUACCACUCUGCAUCUUCGAACUGAAUAAACGUAUAGGUAGGCUAAGUAGAUUUCACUGGUACUGAUUGCAGCGGUCGGUCUCGAGAGGUGCUCGGAACGAGAUCGGAAUCGUCGGAAAUAACAUCUCGGGAAAAGCAGCGCGCAACAAGCGCGUCACCAUCCAAUCCCCCAUCGCAAUCCUACCACGCUGCAUCCCAAAUGAACAUCUCGGGCACUUUAAACGUCUUUCGAUUGAUUUGGAACCCGACUCUAUGUCUCCCGCAACACACAGUUUCGACAUUCAAUCAUCUACCUAUUCCCCUGUCGAAAGCCUUCAGGAAGGAUGGGGUCAACGAGCAGAAAGAGGUUGACAUCCAAGCUGUAGUGCUCGACAAAGACAACUGUUUUGCUGUUCCACAUACCGAUGAGAUUCACAAGCCAUAUGAAGAUCAUUUCCAGCGCCUGCGACGCGCUUAUCCAGGCACGAAACUCUUGAUAGUGUCUAACACAGCUGGCACAUCAUCAGAUAAAGACUAUGCGCAGGCCGAUGUCUUGGAGGCCAACACCGGUGUCAAAGUGUUGCGACAUUCCACCAAGAAGCCUGGCUGUAAAGAAGAGGUGAUGGCUUACUUCAAGGCGCAUCCAGAAUCUGGUGUGACCAGACCAGAUCAAAUUGCAAUAGUAGGAGAUCGCCUGUCUACGGACGUCAUGAUGGCAAACCUCAUGGGCGGAUAUGGGGUAUGGGUCAGAGAUGGAGUACAGGGACGGGGUUUUUUUGCGAGGGUUGAGGAUAGGCUGCAGAGCUUCCUCUUCAGGAGAGGAUACGCUGCGCCUGAUCCUAGCCGGAAUCAGUUCGAGUAAUGCAUGAGGUAGCAUAACCGUAUUAAGCAGAAAGAAUACGCAUCUGCUUGUUUGACAAACGAUUCGGAUCCGAGCGACAAACCACUAUUUCUUCUACUGAAUUCCAUC
Molecule: messenger RNA, 1103 nt
Organism: Alternaria rosae
Lineage: Eukaryota; Fungi; Ascomycota; Dothideomycetes; Pleosporales; Pleosporaceae
Product: mitochondrial PGP phosphatase
Exons: 3
Coding region: 354-995 (213 amino acids)
Biological process (GO): cardiolipin biosynthetic process
Cellular component (GO): mitochondrion
Molecular function (GO): phosphatidylglycerophosphatase activity
Source: RefSeq, a predicted model, not a curated record